AUGGAGGAGGAGGCUGCGAGGAAGAGGAAGAUGCCGCGGGCCCCCCAACCUCCCAGCAGGGAGAAGCCCUUCAGGUGUUUGGAUUGUGGGAAGAGCUUCAGCAAGAGAACCAACCUCCUGAGGCACCAGCACAUCCACACUGGGGAACGGCCCUACACAUGUGGGGAGUGUGGGAAGAGCUUCAGUGACAGCUCCACCCUCCGCAACCACCAUCGCAUCCACAGUGGGGAAAGGCCCUAUAUGUGUGAGGAAUGUGGGAAGAGCUUCAGUGACAGCUCCACCCUCCGCAACCACCAUCGCAUCCACAGUGGGGAACAGCCCUACACAUGUGGGGAGUGUGGGAAGAGCUUCAGUGACCACUCCACCCUCCGCAACCACCGUCUCAUCCACAGUGGGGAAUGGCCCUACACGUGUGGGGAGUGUGGGAAGAGCUUCAGGAGGAGCUCCACCCUCCACAAUCAUCGACGCAUCCACAGUGGGGAACGGCCCUACACGUGUGGGGAGUGUGGGAAGAGCUUCACUCAGAUCUCCGACCUACUCCGACACCAGAUGAUCCACAGUGGGAAAGGCCCUACACGUGUGAGGAGUGUGGGAAGAGCUUCACUCAGAUCUCCGACCUACUCCGACACCAGAUGA
This is a messenger RNA of Pseudopipra pipra, 636 nucleotides long. Its product is annotated as gastrula zinc finger protein XlCGF7.1-like. The record is from RefSeq and is a predicted model, not a curated record. Lineage: Eukaryota; Metazoa; Chordata; Aves; Passeriformes; Pipridae. The coding region runs from base 1 to 636 and encodes 211 amino acids. The transcript has 2 exons.